UCGAAUAUUUUUGUAUAAAAAAUGUGAUUGACGGUGAUUAUUUCGAGGAGAAGGCUUUUCAAGAAGGUCCUUUAUCAAAAGAAUUAUUGCCUAUUUUUGAUAGAGAUGAUAGAAAUAUAAGAAAAUGGUUGAAUCCGUAUAAUCUGAAUUAUAAAAAUAAUUUGUUGAGGGUGUUCGGACCAAAUUGGUACAAUUGGUUGCUGCCGUAUUAUACAGGGCUGGAUGACGGGUACGUCUUUCCUAAAAAUGGGUUGUACGAAGUAUAAGGAUAAAUAAAUAUAUAAAUAUAUUUUGAUUUAAAGAUUAGAACAAAACAAUAAAUUGCCAAAAAUGAAGAAAUUAAAAUGAAUUUAUCACAAACAAACAAUUCAAAUAUUUAUGAAAAUAAUAUAAAAUAUUAUAUUUAUUCAAGUACUGAAAAAUAUACUUACAGAAAUAAAAUAUACUACACUUUAAAUAAAAUACAAUAUAAAAAUAUACUACACUUUAUUAGAAUAUAAAAGAGAAUAAGUAAAUAUGAAGGGACGCCACGCCCUGCCUGUCCGAUUGUUCUACUCUGCACUGUCAGUCACUUACCCUGUCAUAACAAUUUAUUCAUAUUUCGUAUUUGUAGGGAAAUAUUGCAUACAGGCCCAGGCAUUCGACAGAGUGUUAAUAUUGUUAUACUUUCUUAUCUUUCAUUUAUUUCUUAUAUUCAAUCUGAUAUUUUAUAUGAGAAUAUUAGGAAUCGAUGACACCUCCACUGCUAAUAGAUUCAAAGGAAAAGGGGUGGAUAAAAAAUAUUUGGAAAAAACGUUCUUUAAUCCUUUUAUCUAUCAGGAAAUAGAGUCAAAAAAAAGAAAAAUGUUAAAAAAAUGUGAUUGUUGUCAGACUUAUAAACCACCAAGGGCCCAUCAUUGCACGAUCUGUAAAAAAUGUUUCUUAAAAUUUGAUCAUCAUUGCAUAUUUUUAGGUGUUUGUAUUGCUUUUUAUAAUUAUAAGUUCUUUUAUUUAUUUUUGGUUACUUCUAUUAUUUAUGAUGUUUUUGUUAUAACAUUGCUAAUGAUAACAUUGGUGGGUGAUCCUUCUUUAAAUACCAAUCCCAAGGUGCAUUUUAUCAUAGCUAUAUCUUUAUUAGCAAUGGUACUGGUAUUUUGUGUACCAAAACUUAUAAAACACUCUUUUACCAUUUCAAGAAAUGAAACAACCACUGAGUCAAUAGCAUUGGAUGCAUUUUAUGAGGGUGAUCAAGGAUUUGUGUAUAUUUUUCAAGAAGGGCUGUUGGUCACACAAGAGGAGGUAUUCGACAGACCGGUGAUGAAUCCUUAUAAUUUAGGAUUGACGGAUAAUUGGUUGCAAAUAUUCGGUAAUGAAUGGACAACCUGGCUGUUGCCUAUCAGUACAACACCUGGGGAUGGAAUAAACUUUCCAAAGAGGUAAAUAGGUUUAUAAAGAAAAAUGAUGAAUAAAUAGACAUAAAGUGUGGAAACUGUAUAUUUUUUUGUUCAAAAUAUUUGAAUUCAGUUCAUUGAUUUUCAUUUAAUUUCAUUAAAUUCAAAUUAUUUUCGAAAUAACUGUGAUGAAACAUUUGUUGUAAAAUUGAAAUAUACAUUUUUGAAAUAUAAAUUUUUGAAAAAUUGUGGUUUCAUUCGUUUUAUUUUAUAUAAUCGAAUUAGAAGCAAAUCUGUGGAGAAUGUACUUCAAUUAGAUUAUAAAGAAUUUGCCUUUUUUUAAAUAUUUAAAACAGAACAGUUUUACAAUUUUUCUGGAGAUUUUGAGAAAAGUUGAAUUUGAAAAGUAUGAUAUUUUCAAACAAAAAUUACAACAGAACGAAUAAUUUUCUUUCAAAUGUUAUAAAUUUAUCUCUCAAAUGUGUUUUAAAUUGGAUAAAUA
Molecule: messenger RNA, 1872 nt
Organism: Doryrhamphus excisus (bluestripe pipefish)
Lineage: Eukaryota; Metazoa; Chordata; Actinopteri; Syngnathiformes; Syngnathidae
Source: RefSeq, a predicted model, not a curated record